CGUGGGGUUUGCCCGGCCUCCGGGGGUUCCGCUAGCGGCGCCUGCCGCGGCUGGGCCGCCGCCGGGCUGCCACCAUGUUCACCAGCACCGGCUCCAACGGGCUCUAUAAAGCACCUUUGUCAAAGAGUCUGUUAUUAGUCCCAAGUGCCAUCUCGAUUCUGUUGACUCUGCUCUUCCAACAUUAUCAGAAGUUCUUUGCGUAUAACCUACAAGCUAUAAAAGAGGAUUUUCAGAUUUGGAGACUUGUAUGUGGGAGAGUGAUAUGCCUUGAUCUGAAAGACACAUUCUGCAGCAGCCUGCUCAUUUACAACUUCAGAAUAUUUGAAAGAAGAUACGGCAGCAGAAAAUUUUCAUCCUUUCUACUGGGUGCUUGGAUGCUGUCAGCUUUGUUUGAUCUUCUCCUUGUAGAAGCUGCUCAGUAUGUAUUUGGCAUCACCAUCAACAGCUUGCCUUCUGGUUUCUUGGGUCCCGUGUUUGCUCUGUUUGUACCGUUCUAUUGCUCCAUUCCAAGAGUGCAGGUGACACAAGUACUAGGCUUUUUUUCUAUUACAAACAAGACAUUGGUCUAUAUACUGGGUUUACAGCUCUUAACCUCUGGUUCCUACAUCUGGAUUUUAGCCUUAAGUGGAUUGAUUUCUGGGAUUUGCUACAAUAGCAGUAUAUUAAAAGUUCAUCGAAUUCUUUGUGUACCCAGCUGGGUAGCAAAGAUAUUUUCCUGGACUCUUGAACCAAUCUUCUCGUCUGCGGAACCAACGAAUGAAAUCCGAGUGGGAAUGGGAGCAACAGUCGACAUCCAGAGGCAGCAGAGAAUGGAGCUCUUGGAUCGACAAAUCAUGAUGUCUCAGGUUGCCCAAAUGAGGAGACAAAGGCAGCAGCAGGGUGGGAUGAUUAACUGGAAUAGACUGUUUCCUCCUCUACGUCAUAGACACAAUGAGAAUUACCAAGAUCAUCACCCAUCUGAUCAAGACACACCUCCACCUACUGAGGUUUCUGAAGAACAGGUUGCACGACUUAUGGAGAUGGGAUUUUCCAGGGGAGACGCUCUGGAAGCUUUGAGGGCUUCAAAUAAUGACUUAAAUGUAGCCACUAAUUUUCUACUGCAGCACUGAUGAUUAUGUGAGCGAUGAAGGAACUCUCCCCGUGGGUUUGUAUGCUCCCGAAGGGGACACAGCCACCUGCUGGACAGACUGAUGCAGGUCGGCCCUGCCGAGCCGGCAGGAAGGAGAAGUGGGCUCCGCGUGACUGCUUAGUGAAUGACGUGAGCUGUUCCCAAGCCUUCGAAUCAACCGGUGGUUUCUAUUCUGGUUAUCCUUUUCAAAGUAAAUUUAGUUUCUACUUAUUACUGGAUAUCACCUAAAUUUAUUUUUUAAAUAAAAUAGGUGGUUUUUUUCCUUGUAAAUCAUUGUUAGACACGUUAUCGAACUGAAUGACUACGAAAACAUGCUCCUACAACCACAACAACCAGAUUGACCCAUUAAGGAACGGUGUGCUUUCUUUGUUUGCCCGUCUGAUUUCUCUAGCUUACAUGUUAUGUUACAGUACUUGAUUUCUGACUGCAGUAAUAAGGUGUUCAACGGUCACUUCAUGUUCGACUCACUGAAGUGUUAUGAGAUUAUAAUGUCACUCCAGAAACUUUUAUUAAUGCCUGUAAUAUUUUGUUUCCUGAAUUCCUUUUUAAAUAAAAGUCGUCAUUCAGCACAUAAUAAUGCACAGAUAGGGUACAAGAAAAUUUAUAUGGCGUAUUACAAGCAAUGAUAAGUGACCACUGUACACUUAAAUUUUGCAAAUGGAGUAGAUUGCUGUUCAGACACAGGGCAUGAGGAUACUCACUGGAAGCAAUAAAGGUGAAUUGAAUGAGA
Lagopus leucura (white-tailed ptarmigan) is the source of this 1859-nucleotide messenger RNA. It is a transcript of the gene UBAC2, whose product is annotated as UBA domain containing 2. Lineage: Eukaryota; Metazoa; Chordata; Aves; Galliformes; Phasianidae. The coding region runs from base 75 to 1109 and encodes 344 amino acids. The record is from RefSeq and is a predicted model, not a curated record. The transcript has 9 exons. Gene Ontology annotation, molecular function: serine-type endopeptidase activity; protein binding.